Molecule: messenger RNA, 3485 nt
Organism: Rhincodon typus (whale shark)
Lineage: Eukaryota; Metazoa; Chordata; Chondrichthyes; Orectolobiformes; Rhincodontidae
Product: gastrula zinc finger protein XlCGF26.1-like
Exons: 4
Coding region: 734-2107 (457 amino acids)
Biological process (GO): regulation of transcription by RNA polymerase II
Molecular function (GO): DNA-binding transcription factor activity; RNA polymerase II cis-regulatory region sequence-specific DNA binding
Source: RefSeq, a predicted model, not a curated record
CAGGGCCAGUAUAGGUUGGCGAGGCCAUGUGUAAGGAACCCCCGCCUGGGAGCCCCUUGGCAGGGCUUUGUGCAGACCCAGUGUCUUAUUCAUGAGGCAGAUCAGCAGCGCAGAAGGAAAGAAAAGGAAGCAGAACCUGAUCUCUGCAUCUCACGGGAUGUCCUGCUCCAUGUGCCCAAAAGCUCUGUUCAGUGACGUGAAGACCCAGGGCAGAAACAACCCAGAGUAGAUGUCGUCCUUGAAUCAAGAGACUGCUGACCUCAGUGCAAUGUGCAGCAGAGAGAUGUUUAAGGAUGCUGCGCGGAGAUGUCACCCGCUCCCUGCAAAUUUCCUAAACUAUAAGAGUUUGCUGUGAAUGUAGUGCUUCUGACAUCAUUCCAUUUACAAGUUCCAAGAGGAGAUUUUCAAAUUGAAAAAUGAAAUUGUUUCAGAGAGUACAAGAAGGGGAGGAUUAACAAAGAGCAAACUCAAACCUCACAUCGAAAUCUGACUGAGUUGCUCCACUCAUCAGCACCAUCAAAUAUAAUUGGCCUGUUGACAUGGAAGGCAUUCAGUUGGGGGAAUGAUUUCCUUGCCUCCUUUUGACCAAAGAAACUUUAGCGAAAGUUCUCCAGAACGCAGACUCUGAGACAAGCUGUAACCAGCCUGACCACGCAAACAGAGAGAAAUCAGCUUGUGCUUGACCGUUUUAAUUGAUUGUGUUGCCUGGAAGCAUUGAAGGAACUCUAACACCAUGGAGAGUCCUUGGAAGUGCGAGGACUGCGGCAAAAGGUUUGGUUGUCAGUCCCGUCUGGAGUACCACCGACGGGGGCACACCGGGGAGAGACCAUGGAAGUGCGAGGAUUGUGGGAAAGGCUUCAACCAUCGGUACCUGCUGGAGUACCAUCGGCGUGGGCACACUGGGGAGAGGCCUUUCAGCUGCACAGUGUGCGGGAAGGCUUUUGCUCAGGCAGCCAAUCUGAUGUUGCACCAGCGGAUCCACACAGGAGAGCGACCAUUCGGCUGCAACACCUGCGGAAAGAGGUUCAGUUGCUCGGCCAAUCUCAUUGGUCACCAGCGGAUCCACAGUACGGAGAGGCCAUUCACCUGCUCCCUCUGCGGUAAGGGAUUCACUGGGUCCUCUGACCUCCUGAAACACCAGCAGACACACACAGACGAGCGUCCCUUCAGGUGCUCCACCUGUGAGAAGCGCUUCCGGCGGGCAUCCACCCUCACCACCCACCAACGGAUUCACACUGGGGAGAGGCCCUUUGCCUGCCCAGAUUGUGGGAAAGGUUUCACUGGGGCAUCUGGCCUCCAGUCACACCGGCGGAUUCACAGCAAAGAGAAGCCAUUCGGUUGCUUGUCGUGUGGGAAGAACUUCAGGCAGUCAUCUGCCCUGAAUGCACACCAGCGUGUUCACACCGGGGAGAGGCCAUUCACCUGCUCUGUCUGUGGGAAGGGGUUCACCCAUUCUUCUGGCCUCCAAUCACACCAGCGAAUUCACACCCAGGAGAAGCCGUUUGGCUGCGCGUCCUGCGGAAAGAGCUUCAGGCAUUCAACAGCCCUCAGUGCACACCAACGUGUUCACACCGGGGAGAGGCCAUUCACUUGCUCAGUCUGUGGGAAAGGAUUCACUCAUUCAUCCAACCUCCUGUCACACCAACGAAUUCACACUCAGGAGAAGCCGUUUAGAUGCACUUACUGUGGGAAAUGUUUCAGGCAGUCAUCCACCCUCACAGCACACCAGCGUACGCAUACCGGGGAGAGACCAUUCACCUGCCCUGUGUGUGGGAAGCGAUUCACACAGUCUGCCAACCUGCUGAUGCACCAGCGGACUCACACUGGAGAGAGGCCAUUCACCUGCUCGGUAUGCCAGAAGGGCUUCACUCAGGCAUGCAGCCUGCUCUUGCAUCAGCGCACUCACGCUGUGAAAGAUGCUUCAGCUGUUCAGAGCAUGGGAAGGAGUUCACCCAGUCCUCAAUUAUCCAGGAAGAUGAAACAAAACCACUUGGCUUCUGACUCUUCAAAGCCUGUCCACCAUCUACCAGGCACAACUCAGGAGUGUGAAGGAAUACUCUCUACUUGCCAGGAUGAGUGUGGCUCCAACAACACUCAAGAAGCUUGAUACCAACCUGACAAAGCAGCCUGCUUGAUUGAUAACUCAUCCAAAAACAUACCGUCCCUCCACCAUCAAUGCUCAGUAGCAGCAGUGUGCAUCAUCUACAAGAAGCACUGCUUCUUCCUGACCACCAAGGGCAGAUACAUGAGAACACGUGCGACUUGCAAGUUCCCCUUGAGCGACUCAUUGUCCUGACUUGGAAACAUAGCACUGUUCUUUGUGUUGCUCAUCAAAAUCUUGGUACUCCCUCUCUUACAGCGUUUUGGACAGCAGCAGUUCAAGAAGGCAGCACACAACCAUCUUCUCCGUGGCAGUUAGGGAUGGGCAAUAAAUGUUGGCCCAGCCAGUGAUGUCCAUAUCCCCGGAACAAAUAAAAAGAAAUUGAUAUAUUGCUUCAGGCAGAACCUGUGACAAAGACUGGUUUGAGACCUACUAGGCAGAGGUGACACCUGCCAUCGAAGCAAAAAGGCCAGGCCACACAAUGUUCAAUGUAAAUGCAUCAGCUAGGACAUUGUAUUUUUUUGAAGUUACAGACAGUUGUGGGGGAUAUUCUGAUCACAAACGCUGGCUCAGCUUUUAUCAAAAAAUACCAACUGCAGCAUGAUGAUGUGCUUCUGCUUCUUUCCUAGAUACUAUCUUUCAAGGCAAAAUGUUUAGAAAGGGAGAUAUGAGAGUUGUUUCCGAACUGUUAUUGCAAGUGCCUCUGUGUCUGAUAAAAAAAACAAUAUUAUAACAUCCAAUAGGAGAGUAAAAUUGUUCUAGGGCUCUUGGAUAAGAUAGAAUUGUAUUGAAUGGGACGCCCCACUUAGAAUAAAAAAAAUGAAGAAAAUCCUAUUACAAAAGGCAACUGGAACAAUUCACCCUGGCUAUAGUUCAAUGGAAUAAACCAAACUGGUAUCCAUGUACAUUUUAAUGAAUGGAGAGUGUGGAUGAGGCAGUUGGUCAUCUGUUGCAGAUGUGUGUAUCUUUGCCAUUGAACAUUUAAAGAAAACAGCAUUUGACUUUCUGGUUGCUGCCUGAGACAUCAGAAUCAUACAGGAUGGGGAGAGAUCAUUGGACAGACAAUUUAAUAUUGUCUCAUUUAAUGUUUUAAAAUCCUGCAGUGAAGCACUGUGUAUUAGAAAUAAAUAUGACAGAUCAGCUAGGCCAAAGAAACAGGUUCAAUUGGGAGGCACCUUUAGGAGUAUUCUUCAGAGUGCAGACUGUUUGGAAUUUUACUUUUUGCUGUGCUUCAGUGAACCCCAUGAACUUUCCAGUUAUAUAACAAGUUCUGAAUUCCUUUCAAGGAAUGUUUGUAUUAUCCUGCUGUUAUUUUGGUCCUGCUGAAAUCAAUCUGAUCGUACUGUACACUAGAACAUAACUGUUUAUAAAGAGUUCAAGUCCA